AUGAAAAGUCUACAGUUUUCGCUGCUCUUAGUCAUAUAUAUGGCUUUAUUGGGAGUUUUUUACUGUGAGGCAAGAGUUUGGAGACCGCCACCACCGCCAGGACGUAAUCCCUUUGAUUUUAAUCCCUCGCCAUUCAAUCCUAGCAAAGGUUAACUAAGAAGUAAAAAUAAAAUACUAAAAAAUGAA
Messenger RNA from Drosophila eugracilis, 186 nucleotides. RefSeq lists its product as uncharacterized. The record is from RefSeq and is a predicted model, not a curated record. The coding region runs from base 1 to 153 and encodes 50 amino acids. The transcript has a single exon. Lineage: Eukaryota; Metazoa; Arthropoda; Insecta; Diptera; Drosophilidae.